Messenger RNA from Carya illinoinensis, 426 nucleotides. RefSeq lists its product as uncharacterized. Gene Ontology annotation, molecular function: zinc ion binding. Bases 55 to 426 code for a protein of 123 amino acids. NCBI's taxonomy places the organism in Eukaryota, Viridiplantae, Streptophyta, Magnoliopsida, Fagales, Juglandaceae. The transcript has 2 exons. The record is from RefSeq and is a predicted model, not a curated record.
UAACUUCAUGUUUAUACUAAUCUGAACUUCUGUGCAGUGUCUUUUUAACCAGUCAUGGCUUCUACACAAUCAUCAUCGUCUGUGGUUGAUGAAUUUGUGUUGGAAACACCAAGUUGUUGGUGUGGUUUGAAAGCACCCCUAAAGACAUCGCACACUACGAAAAAUCCGGGAAGGAAAUUUUUCGCCUGCCCAAAUUAUAAGACGCUUGAAACUAGGAAAUGUGAAUUUUUCAUUUGGGCAGAUAUAUUUCACCUGGUAGAGGAGAACAUUCGUCGAAGAGAGAGUCAAGUUUGGAAUAUGUUGGAUGACGUAUUGGUGCACGAGAAAGAGGUUCGUAAAAAGGAAGAUAAAGUUCGUAAAAAGGAAGAUAAAGUGCGAGGCUUCGUAGGGAAAAUCAUAAAUUAUUAUGUUUGUAUUGGAUUGUGA